Messenger RNA from Eleginops maclovinus (Patagonian blennie), 4628 nucleotides. RefSeq names its product polypyrimidine tract binding protein 1b (gene ptbp1b). The record is from RefSeq and is a predicted model, not a curated record. NCBI's taxonomy places the organism in Eukaryota, Metazoa, Chordata, Actinopteri, Perciformes, Eleginopidae. The coding region runs from base 39 to 1676 and encodes 545 amino acids. Gene Ontology annotation, molecular function: mRNA binding. The transcript has 15 exons. Gene Ontology annotation, biological process: mRNA processing; regulation of RNA splicing; regulation of cell differentiation. Gene Ontology annotation, cellular component: nucleus.
CUGCUGGAACCUGUUGCUCCGCAGUUCCGUGUUGUGCAAUGGACGGGCCUGGUCUCUCUCUCUCUAAAUUAAGUUACUCUUCUACCGAGAUGCAAUUUCAGAGAGGAUCUGAAGAGCUCUUCCCCAGCGUCUCCAGCGCCCCGUAUAUCAUGAGCACCACAGCCAAUGGCAACGACAGUAAGAAGUUCAAAGGUGACAUAAGAGGUCCCGGUGUGCCGUCCAGGGUCAUCCACAUCCGAAAGCUUCCGACUGACAUCAGCGAGGCCGAGGUCAUCAGCCUCGGUCUGCCCUUCGGAGACGUCACCAACCUGCUGAUGCUCAAAGCCAAAAACCAGGCCUUCUUAGAGAUGAACUCGGAGGAAGCGGCUCAGAACAUGGUGGGAUAUUACUCCACCCUGGUGCCCAUCAUCAGGCACCACCCGGUCUACAUCCAGUUCUCCAACCACAAGGAGCUGAAGACCGACAACUCCCCCAACCAGGAGAGGGCCCAGGCGGCUCUUCGGGCCCUCACUUCAUCACAUGUGGACGCGGCCGUGGUGGCUCCGAGCACCGUGCUGAGGGUGGUGGUGGAGAACUUGAUCUACCCCGUCACACUGGACGCCCUCUGCCAGAUCUUCUCAAAGUUCGGCACGGUGCUGAGGAUCAUCGUCUUCACUAAGAACAGUCAGUUCCAGGCUCUGCUGCAGUACGCCGACGGAACCUCCGCCCAGUCGGCCAAACUGUCUCUGGACGGACAGAACAUCUAUAACGGCUGCUGCACUCUGAGGAUCAGCUUCUCCAAACUCACCAGCCUCAACGUCAAGUACAACAACGAGAAGAGCCGCGACUUCACCAGACCAGACCUGCCCAGCGGGGACAGCCAGCCCACCAUGGAGCACCCCGGCAUGGCCACCGCCUUCACUCCAGGUAUCAUCUCAGCCGGGCCGUACGGAGCAGCGACCCACGCCUUCCCCCCCGCCUUCACCCUGCAGCCUACAAUGUCCUCCCACUAUCCAGGCCUGGUCCCCACGAUGCCCGGGGGAGCCCUGGCCUCCCUAUCCCUCCCUGGAGCCUCCAGGCUGGGCUUCCCCCACAUCUCUGCAGGAGUCUCUGUCCUGCUGGUCAGCAACCUGAACCCAGAGAGAGUUACGCCCCACUGCCUCUUUAUUCUCUUCGGUGUUUAUGGUGACGUGAUGAGAGUGAAGAUCCUGUUCAACAAGAAGGAGAACGCUCUGGUUCAGAUGUCAGACUGCACACAGGCUCAGCUAGCCAUGAGCCACCUGAGCGGGCAGCAGCUGCACGGGAAGCCUCUGCGCAUCACGCCGUCCAAACACACGAGCGUUCAGCUUCCCCGUGAAGGCCACGAGGACCAGGGCCUGACCAAAGACUACAGCAACUCCCCUCUGCACCGCUUCAAGAAGCCCGGCUCCAAAAACUACUCCAACAUCUUCCCACCUUCUGCCACCCUGCACCUCUCCAACAUCCCGCCGUCUGUGGUGGAGGACGACCUCAAGAUGCUGUUUUCCACAUCAGGAGCCAUGGUCAAGGCCUUCAAGUUCUUCCAGAAGGACCACAAGAUGGCUCUGAUCCAGAUGGGUUCGGUGGAGGAGGCCAUCGAGUCCCUCAUCGAGUUCCACAACCACGACCUGGGAGAAAACCACCACCUGCGGGUCUCCUUCUCCAAGUCCUCCAUCUGAGCCUCAGACGGUCUGAACCGUGUCCACUACACUCCCAUCAUUCCUGCGCACGUCUGCAAGAAACCACCGUGAAGUCUGGUGUGAUGUUAAAUUAUUUUUUAAAACUCAUUUUUAGGCUCUUUGCCUUCAAAGAGGAUUAGGGUCAUCUUAAGGAAAAGCAAGUGUGAGAGGAGGUCAGAAUUCUGCAUUUCUUUGUCGGGUUUCUGAGUUUCUCAGAAAUAAACUGACAGUUUCUGAUUGCAUUCAGGAUUUAGACUACAAUUGAGUUUUGGAAGUUGUACCUUUUAGCCACUCUUGCCUUUUGACUUUAAUCCUAGAAUUAAUCUAAUGAAGUCAACCUUAGUUUAUUUCUCGGGAACACUGACUUAAAUUCCUAAAAUCCCGACUUAAGUCAGAAUUCUCCCUUAAAUCUCAGACUCCCAAGUUUUCCUGAGAUGCUCCUAAUCCUCUUCUCUAAAGUUUCCCCCUUCAAAAGUAACGGUUCUAUCUUUAAAUUAUCUGCUCUGACGAGGUUUGGGAAGCCACAAGCCGUCAGAAUCUAGUCCGGGCCUCGUUAAGGACGGCCUCGUUAAGGACGGCCUCGUUAAGGACGGCCUCGUUAAGGACGGCUUAGUCCGGGCUUCAGAUGAUCCCUGUGCCUUAUUCCUGGAGUCAGAAUGACCUCGACUUUGACGUGUAAAAAAAAAUCUCCCAUCAUGCCUCUGUAAAUUGGCAAAGAGCAGGUUUACAGUUGAUAAAGGUUUACUGUUAAUGUAUUACAGAUAUAUCCUUAUUUUAUGUGUAUUUUAUUGGUGUUUUUCUUUAUGUUAGUGUUUUGUACUGCUGGUUACUGUAGCGUCGAACAUGUGAACGGAUUCUGUUGUAGCGGGGUUAUUUUAGUCUUUCUCUAUUCCUCUCUGAUUUCUUUAUUUCCAUGUAUGCAAUCACGUUUUAUUCAAAUCAAAUAUUGUAGCAAUAUUUUAAUCAUUCCUGAACUUUUACUCGUUUUCUUUUGUCGGUGGCUCGGCGGUUCUUCUCCUGCUGCCUUUUUUACAAUCUGACAACUGUCGUUAUGUUUCUGUCAGGAUGUGUUCGCUUGUCUUGUCUUCUCGCUUCGCCUCUGAACGGUUUUAUUUAUACGUUUGUGAUCCACUACAGCUGAAACCAAAAACGGCCUUUUUAGAUGCAACAAAUCCGCCUGCCUCAGGUUUCUGGUUUUAAGGACUUAAGGAAAAAAUAACACAAAAACAAAGAUGGAAGAUUGUGAACUGGUUUAGGCUUUGGUGGUGUUUUCCUGUGGGAGGUUUUUAUUCAUUUCUUGACCGCUUCACUGGAUUCAGUCUCUAUUGCAAACCCAGAUGUAACGUGGAGUGCCUUCAAACGCAGCGCCGAGUCGGACAUCAGGUAUUAAUUCCUCUUUUACUCCGAGAUGAAAGUUUGACGGAGAAGAAAAACCCCGCGGCCGUCACAAAUGUGCUGAAACCAGAAGGUGCUGGUAUGGUUUAUCUGUGUGUCUUAAUAUUAUUACGUCGACAUUCCAGCUGCUCAUGACCAAGAUUCCCCGUCUCGCCUGAAGGUUUCCCCUGAGGUGUGGUGCAUUCAAGACCCCUGGGGGAUUUGUAGUUGAGUUUUUAGAAGUCCUGACUCAUUCCAGAGGCGCAGAGGAGGUCGGGCUGUUCUUUAAAGUUACACACACACACACACUCACACUCACACUCACUCUGUCCCAUACAAGAGUUCAACUGACUGUUUACAUGCACGAAAUAAUAUCGUUUGAGCCCUUUUUCUGGAGAAGACGUGUCCAUAGAAGGCUUUAGCAUGAAUAAUGUGUAUAAAUGUUUAACUUUCUCCAGUUUGCAUGCAGCCGUGCAUUUUUCCAAGUUUUCCCACCGGUUGUUGACUUGUUGGACCAGCCUCUCCUCCAUUCCUUCAUUCGCACAUAUCCAAUUCUUUGAUACUUUGAAAACUUAGGAUACACCAGUUCCAACUUUCUCUACAAACGUUUGGCAGAUAUGAACGUUUUGCCUCGCUGUAUAGAAAGUAUUGAACUUUAUUUCAAUGGUCCAACUUUAAAUGAGCCAAAUUCAAUCAAACUAAUUUAUAAAACUACCUUUUUUUUCUCAAGACAAAAAAUGUUUGCACAGUUUAACCUUUUUUAAGCUUGCUAUUCCUAAGCCAAGUCUAGAGCCUGAGCUACUGAACCAAUUGAGGCUAAAUUCAAAAUAUCCAUACAUGCAUUAUAUAAAAUGUACUUGGCGUGUGUUAAAAGUGGAUGUCAUUGCAUGUAAGAGUAGUCAUUUAGUCUCCAGUUUUACCCCCUUCUAGCUUCUGUACAACUUUUUCGCCUUCGUUCAUGUCAGAAAUGCAAUAUGGUUACGAAAACCACAGAGAAUAUCCGCCUGUGACAUUCCCAGUGAUUUAGUCUGUGUGUAAGAUCAUAUUCAACACAGUGUGGAGGAGUUUAAACAUUCACACACACCUCAUCACAUCAGAACCAGUGAUGUGAGCAGCUGUUUUCUCCCAGUGGACCAAUGGAAACUGCUGGAUGUAAAUAAUAGUUUUGUUAAUUCCUUCAGAAGUUCCUCUUGUGUUGACAAUGAAGACGGACACAUUUACAUUUUUUUUUUUCCCCCAGGUGACUUGAAUGCAUCACGCCCCUCAGUGAGACGGGUGAGACAGAGUGGGAGUCAGUGAGAGGUGGAGGGCGGGGGUGUUGAGCUGUACAUACGUGUUUUAUACCACAGUGACGUGUCAGAGCUGAUGGUGGUUUUAUAUCUGAUGUAUAUUUUGAUUCAAAGUGAGCGCCCGGUUCUGAGCCUUACACUGUUUGUGUCACAAAGACAAACAAAAACGAGAAGCAGAUUAAAAAUCACUUUUUAUCAGAAAACUCUGAAGGCACGAGUCGUCUGUUUAUAUCGAACACUGUCGAUGUUUGUAUGAUGUUGUGAUGAAAAUAAAAAGACGAGACGAGAA